Messenger RNA from Bombyx mori (domestic silkworm), 1118 nucleotides. RefSeq names its product RING-box protein 2 (gene Roc2). Gene Ontology annotation, molecular function: cullin family protein binding; ubiquitin protein ligase activity; zinc ion binding. The record is from RefSeq and is a predicted model, not a curated record. Gene Ontology annotation, biological process: protein ubiquitination; ubiquitin-dependent protein catabolic process. The transcript is spliced from 2 exons. Lineage: Eukaryota; Metazoa; Arthropoda; Insecta; Lepidoptera; Bombycidae. Gene Ontology annotation, cellular component: nucleus; Cul5-RING ubiquitin ligase complex. Bases 730 to 1065 code for a protein of 111 amino acids.
AUUUAGACUAUUUAUUUAUCAAAUUUGAUCUAACGCUUUUUAAACCUUUUUAUUUUUAAUUAAGCACGGUCAUCCGGCCCCAAUUUAGGAUUCCCUGUGUUACGGGUACCAGAGACUACUAACAUACUUAUAUACGUUCAAAUAUAUACAUAUGUAUAUAGAUAAUAAACACCCAAACAAAGAGCAAACAAACUGUUCAUCACGCAAUGUUUGCUCGAUGUGGGAAUCUAACACAUAACCCUCGGCGCAACAAUCAAGGCCGCUAGGUACUGUACCUCCGAGUCAGUCCUAAACAGUCCAAUAUGUCAUGCAGUUCAACUGACGCACAGGGUACAUCUGUAAAAUACGUUUACGGUUGCUGUUACACUAAUGUUAUGAAUUAACCCACCAACGCCAUCUAGUUUCUUUUUGUUAACUUUAAGCCAAUAUUCCCCGGAUUAAAAAACUCAUGGGAUGAUUAUUCAUUCAUUAAUUGCGUGGAUGUAAUUCAGAGUUUAUACGAACAUUACGUCGAAGAUUACUCUUUAAAUUAAAUCUUUAUCAGUAUAGGCUAUUUCCUUUUACCGCAACAAUUAGAAAAGUCAGUCUGUCAAAGCUGUCACUGCCACUUCAAAAUCUCACCUGAUUAUGUUUUUAAAAAUAGUAAACAAGUCGAGCAUUGUAAAUGUACGCAUUUAAUUUUCAAUAGUUACCUUAAAUAUUUACCAUAAACAUUAAAACGCAUACAUUAUGUCCGGUGAAGACUGUGAUGGUAUGGACCGUGGGGAUAACGAUGGUCCAAAAUCCGAUAAAAUGUUCACAUUGAAAAAAUGGAAUGCUGUUGCAAUGUGGAGUUGGGAUGUUGAAUGUGAUACUUGCGCUAUUUGCCGCGUGCAAGUAAUGGACGCAUGUCUUCGGUGCCAGGGUGAGAGCAAGAAGGACUCAUACGGGAAGCAGGAUUGUGUGGUGGUUUGGGGCGAGUGUAACCAUAGCUUCCAUUUCUGCUGCAUGUCUCUGUGGGUAAAACAGAACAAUAGAUGCCCGCUCUGCCAACAAGAAUGGUCCAUACAGCGUAUGGGAAAAUAAAGUACGCUUUGUAUUAAAUCACACGAAAUAAAGAAGCAGAUUUGCAAAAUAAA